CCGUUGUGUCACUCAAUCGGCCCGUGCGCUCCGACACGCGCGCGACGUCCGGCGAAAAAGUCGUAUUCGCGCGCGACGUGUUCCAUUCGCAACACCGUCGUCCUCGUCAUCUUCGUCGUCGCGCGGAAACUAUCUCUAUUCCGUUUAUCACUUUCCAUCUCUCUCUCACUCUCUCUCUCUCUCUCUCUCUCUCUCUCUAUCUGGUGUUCUGACUCACACGCUUCACGUGCCCACACGGGCAGUCACCGACGACACGCUCGCCCGGUCGCCGUCACAACUUUCUGCAAGUCGUCUCUCGUAAAUCGUAUAUACUAACUGCGUAACACUAUGUUACCGUAAACGUAUAUCGUUCACAGUAUAUCGCGACGUCAACGAUUUUAAGAUGUAUUCAAUCAUGACCAUGUUACCUUCCAUAUUGGCGAUCAGCAUUUUUUUUCAAACCUUCAUUCCAGUGUUAUCCACGGUCAGCUGGGAAGAUUGGUGGACAUAUGAUGGCAUAUCAGGACCAGCGUUCUGGGGUUUAAUUAACCCCGAGUGGAGUCUAUGCAACAAGGGCCGACGACAGUCUCCUGUGAAUUUGGACCCGGAAAAACUGCUCUACGAUCCCAACUUGACAGAGCUACACGUGGACAGACACCGGGUGGACGGCAUAAUAUGCAACACCGGUCACAGCGUCAUGUUCUACUUGGAGAACGGCACCAAAAAUCACAUAAACAUCACUGGUGGACCGUUGUCGUACAAAUAUCAAGUGUACGAGAUCCACAUACACUACGGUCAGCAGGACGAAAUGGGCUCCGAGCACUCGAUCAACGGCUAUUCGUUUCCGGCAGAACUUCAGAUAUUCAGUUUUAACUCGCAACUGUUCGCCAACUACUCGGACGCGGUGCAAAGGUCGCAUGGCAUCGUCGUCGUCUCGUUGCUGUUGCAGCUAGGAGACUUAUCAAAUCCAGAAUUACGGAUUCUCACUGAUCAUUUGGACAUGAUUAGAUACAGCGGUGACGAAGUACCGGUGAAACGGUUGUCGGUCGCCGAUCUGUUGCCCGCCACCCAUUACUAUAUGACGUACGACGGGUCCACCACGUUUCCCGCGUGUCACGAGACCGUCACAUGGUUGAUACUGAACAAACCGAUCUACAUCACCAAACAACAAUUGUACAGUUUGCGAAGCCUCAUGCAGGGCAGCAAGAAGAACCAAGGGAUAGCGCCGUUGGGCAACAAUUUCCGACCACCUCAGCCUUUACACAAUCGGCUGGUGCGCACUAAUAUCGAUUUCAAUUUAAGAAAGGACGAUGAAAAAUACUGCCCAAGCAUGCACAAAGAAGUAUACUACAAGGCUAACGACUGGAAACUCCAUUAAUACAUGUGAAAAACCGCCAUCGACACCGUCAUCCUCGUCGAAGUCAUCGCCUCCACGCUGUAGUCGUUAAAACAAUAACAACACGAGAACAGCAAAAGAAGCAACGGCAUUUAGUAUACUUUAACACUUGUAACAUAAAAAUAUUGUUUGUAAAAAGUUAAAAAAUGAAAAAAAAAAAUUGCACCUAAAAACAUUAAAAAUUCUAAGGAUUCCCCCGAGGACUCUGGACUGAUUGCUUUUGAAUUUUCCACUACAGGUUUUCCAGUACUCAAAUCCAUUUUGUUUUUAUUUAGUUCGUUAAGCGAGAAGGUGUAAAAAACUUUCCAUUGAAUGAAACACCCGCUAUUAUAAUAUUAUUUACUAUAACUACUAUCGUAACAAUAUUCUAUUGUGUAGCUUGUCGUCACGAUAAUAUUCAAUACAAUAAAUUACCGUUAUCGUUUAAACGCGUUUUUAUAUUAUUAUAGCAUCAUAUACAUAUACAU
Sipha flava (yellow sugarcane aphid) is the source of this 1842-nucleotide messenger RNA. RefSeq names its product carbonic anhydrase-related protein 10 (gene CARPB). Bases 383 to 1357 code for a protein of 324 amino acids. The transcript has 11 exons. Lineage: Eukaryota; Metazoa; Arthropoda; Insecta; Hemiptera; Aphididae. Gene Ontology annotation, molecular function: carbonate dehydratase activity; zinc ion binding. The record is from RefSeq and is a predicted model, not a curated record.